CAUAUGGAUACGUAACAGGUUUAAAUGGAAAAUAAUGCAGUUUAUUGGCACGCGUCAUGUGAACCGGUAACAUACCAUGGCUUGGAGCUAAAUGUUACCGAUGAAGCUGUAUGUAGUAUAACGCAACCAUGUUCAUACAGACCCAUGCAGAACGGCACUGAAGAUCAAAAUAGCUGUCGCUUGAUGUCAUUUACGAGCCUGUAUCAUACUUUGCAGGAUAUUCGCCGCCCUCUUUUGGCUGUUUAUCGAGGGGCUAGGCAGUGUUUGCCGUCUCUAACUGAGCCCUUUCUUCUACUGUUAUUCAUUUGGAAUCUGAGCUGCAUCUCUCAACUGGGCCUCCUCUCUUUCGGUGAUAUGGCAGCGGUGCUGGGAAAGAGCUUUGAAGGCCUUCGCUGGCUUUCACGCCCCCCCCCCCCCCCCAUUUCAGGAGGAUCCCUUACACUUACCGUGCCCGUCUUUCCCCAAGUGCCCCGCGCCGGAGUCCGCCGAUCUGGCACCCAAAGAGACACGCAUCACUCUUCCCGCCCUUUGAGAAGAUUGAUGGGCGUACGAGAUGCAGGUGCAGUGCUGCACGAGAUGCAGUGCUGUACGUCUGCCUGUUGCCCACCCCCCCCGCGGAAGCAAGGCCGGGAAAUGGACCAAGAUCGAUGGCUGCAAUGUUUCAUUUUGCCAGACGGUGGCAGCAGAAGCACUGGAUGGAGGCCACAAAGGAGCCAAGGGCUUUGGAUACUGGCUUUGUUUUUUUUUGCAUUGAAGUCCCUGGGCCCCCACCUCCAGGUACCUGCCCUGCAAAUACACAUCAAACCAUUUUUCAAGGUUCAAAGCUGUGUAUUUUUUUUUUGCCUGUUCUGCAGGGCUUUUCUGGCCAAGGGAAAAAAAAUUGUGGGAAAAAACUGUGGAUACUGUAUAUUGAAGGAGAAGCAGAAACAGGAAGCGGGUAUUGGAUAUGCGAUCCCUCAUCUUUUGUAUUUUCCUGCCUUCCCGUCCUUGCUGUAUACGAUAGAUAUGUCUUUGAAUGCUUGAGGUAAUGUAGGGUAAGUUUUAUCGUCUGAGGGGUCUUUCAAGAACAUAGCCAUUGCUACUGUUUUUUCCCCACAACUGUCUAUAUUCAUUUGUCCCUGUCGCCUGGAUUUUGAUACAGGGCUUAAUUAAAUGCAUUGUUUACUCUGUUUGAAUCCAGGUUAAUGUUUUAGUAUCUCAGUGGUUUUCAGCCGUAAAGUCCUUUGCUUGACAAAUGAAACUUAUAAUGUGGCUUUUGUUUAGCAUCGAUCGGGUGUCUGAAGCUUUUCUAUUGCACAGUAAAAAUCCCAGAUUUAGAACUAUACCCCCAUCACAAUGGGGGGGUGCAAUCUGCAGUCUACUGUAACAUUACUUUUAGUUAGCUGUUACAUUUGGGGGAGUUGUGUCCAUGUCGGAUUGUGGAUAACAUCUAAUGUUUUGUGCAUUUUGAGUCCCUUGUUGAUAUAGAUUGUAGCGUGACUAGCGUGCGGUCCACAGCACCCCAAGAUGCACAUUCAAAUGCAUAGAGUGUAGAUUUUAAUUCAGCAGGCCGAUUUGCACAACGCGUUAACAAUGGUUAAAUGUACUCACAGUCGAGAAAAGUCAUCAGAGUUAUUGAUCCACCAGCCUAAUGUGAAUAAAUUAUUAUUUUUUUUUGGUCCAGCAAUAAUAUAAUUUUAAAAGCGCUCUGAUUCCAGGUGGGUCUGACCUCUGGGUCUGGUUCUCUAUCCUUCUUGGAACCGUAGACUGUACGUGGUUCCAUAUAAUACUGAGGUUUUAAUGGCACCUUCAGAUCUAUAUUUGACUCUUCCUUCUUGUUCCACUGAUUAGUGUUAAGUCUGCACUGAUCAUUUAGCUUAGAAUCUUAGCCUGAGUCAUGGUGGGGGGGGGAAUUAAAAUGAUCACAAUGUAAUAAUAUGUUAAGUAAGCCUUUCUGUCAAUGCUGACAAAAGCAAUAGUUUUGCCAUACCUUGUGCCAUAUGCUUCGGUAAUGGGUGCACAGGACAGUAACAAUAUCUGAUAUAUACUGUGCUGAUUUGAAUUAGUCAAUGCUAUUUAUCAGUGGGAAAGUUACAGUUGAAACCUUAUUUCGAGGGUGUACUUUUUAAAGAAUAGAUAUGCCAUGAAGUAAUUGUUAGAUUUCCUGGCUGUUCCCAUCAGCUGGAUUCUGUGGCUUUCGACACGUUUGUGUUUAGGCAGCUUACUGCUUGUGUUAACUAUCGUUUGGAAAAUCGGUUCAGACACGCGGGCGAUGAGGCGGCCUCUUCAUCCUGGUUACUCUUGGCAGAUGAUCAGCCCCGCCUUGUGCUUUUGCGCGGCUAAAACGGACGUGCGGCGGACCUUCGCAGAACAGAGCUGCCGUGCUGGGCGUACCGCGGUGAGAACAGUGGGUCUCGACCAAAACUAGCUUUCGGCCGGAGUGACCGGGUGGAGGGCGGGGAGGUAAAAAUCAGCUUUGCGGUAGUGAAAUGUCUCUUAAGAAAGACACACCAGGUUUCGACAUUUAUGCUGGACGAGAGUGUGUUUCAUUUUCAGCCCCUGUGUAUUUUAAACCAAGAAUGGUCAGGAGGGAAUUUCAAGUUUAAAAAAAAAAUUACUUUUAUUUUUUUAUGGAUAAAUGAACAAAGAGAUGAAAACGACUUUAUUUAAGAGUGACUUUAAUUGUGUUGCUGUUGUAAUUUAUAUGGCUGUGAUUUUUUUUGUUUCAUUUUGUUUUGUUGUAACUGUCUUGUUUGUAAAAAACAAAACAACCCCGUAAUCUA
This is a messenger RNA of Paramormyrops kingsleyae, 2762 nucleotides long. The record is from RefSeq and is a predicted model, not a curated record. NCBI's taxonomy places the organism in Eukaryota, Metazoa, Chordata, Actinopteri, Osteoglossiformes, Mormyridae.